UGCGAACCAGCCGGAACCGGCACCACGUGGUGCUUUGCCGAAACGCAAACUUGGUUCUCUAUAGUGUGUUCUUUAUAAUAUCACGUGUAUCGUACGCAAGAAACAACGUUAAUUGGGAUCUGUUGGGACAGACAUAAUUGAAAACAGGCCGCGAAUAUCGCGUUCAACGCUGUUGAACUGUGUUGCAUCUAACGUUAUCGUGUUUUAAGUUACUCGCCCAGUGAAGUUCGACCAAACACAGUGAUGACUAAAAUAAGUCCCGAAGGGACCCAACAGAAGGAACAUGACUCGGCGGCAAGGAUCCCCAAAAGGGACCAAGAAAUAGACAAUCCUUGUCUGCAGGAACAUUUAUUGUCUUUGAAGUGCCUCGACAAUAACGAAUACGUGCAGAAGAGGUGCGAGCCUUACUUCGAGAACUACAAAAUAUGCAAGAUGUUUUGGAGAAAUGUUAAGAAGGAUCGGAGAUUGAAGGGUAUCAAACCGGAACUCCCUUUGCCGGAGGAUCGAAGAAAAGUGAAAGCAGAGUACAUAAAGACAUUUGUGCCAGAAUAGUGUUAGGUUCUUAAUAAUUGAUUAGAGAAAGAUUGUUUAACGAACGACCGUAUAUUUAAGUAAUAGGUAGACAGCGAGAAUAAAAGGCGAUUUACAUAAAAUCUUUUUAAUAUCUUUGGCAGAAACAAACAUUUGGGGAAUAGUGUGAUUACAUUUACCAUCUAUAAAAGUUAGAAACAAAUGUCGAUGCAUAAGUUGCGCUGGAAACUAAAUUCAACGUCUAAACAGAUA
Molecule: messenger RNA, 783 nt
Organism: Megalopta genalis
Lineage: Eukaryota; Metazoa; Arthropoda; Insecta; Hymenoptera; Halictidae
Product: coiled-coil-helix-coiled-coil-helix domain-containing protein 7
Biological process (GO): mitochondrial respiratory chain complex assembly
Cellular component (GO): mitochondrion
Source: RefSeq, a predicted model, not a curated record